GCGCAAAAAGAGAAACAAUAUUUAUUUACAUGUUUCAGCGGUAAAAGCGCAACAAAUCAAAUAGGCCGCCAUAAAUCUAAUCAAUUUAAAAAGAAAUAUAUCUCUUUUGGGGCUAGCGCUGCUGUUGAUAACGCGUCAAGUGCUCGACGGCAGUGCGCGAAAAUCCGAGUGCAUAUUCAAAUCGAGUCACUGAUUCGAAUUGUGGGCUAAAAAAUAAUCGAAAUAUCGCGAAUUACAACAAUUGCAGCCGAGCGCAACAAAUUUACAGCGGCAAUUAAGUGCGCGGCCAUAAAUCAAAAAUCCGGCAACAGUUAUCAAAAUAGGGUUAAAGCACCGUUAACCACUCGGCUCAGUUUUAUUUGCAGGCACCAAUCACAAUAACAAUAAAUACAAAAAUACCAAUAAUAACAAUAGCAAUAGCAACAAAAGAUGUGCGAUAAAUAUGCUAAAAUAGUAGCUGACAACUAACCAACCACAGCUAACGGAAAACGGCAAACAGCAGCAGGCAGCAAAUAAACAAUAACAAUCCACUUUACCCCCACCAUUUACUAUUUAACAACCCGGCGUGUGAGGCUCCCCACCUAGGUGACCCCUGCCAUCCAGCAGCACCCGCUAUCCCCCGCAAACAUGGCCUGCUUUCCGCGUCUCUUCCAUCAUCGCAGUAAAAACAAAUUUACGCCCGCUCAAGAUGAGAACACCGACACGAUACUCAACACACAAGAUAGCCCCGUGCAAAUUGGUCUCUACAUACGACGCGAGGAGAAACCACUUUACUCGCCCAUAAUUACGCCUAGUGCCAGUGAGGCGCAACUGCAGCGCCUAAAACAACAGCCCUCCAGUUCCUCCGUUCAGCCGCUCCAGGCUGUAGCCGAAAAUGUGGUCAGCCCUAACAUUACUGGCAACACUGCUGACAACAAUGCCGACGACAGCAUCGGAAGCCAGCACCAUGAGCAGCAGCAACAGAAGCAUCCAAAGAAAUUUCGUUCGCACAAAAGCAGGCUUCAAGCAGAGGAUAGAGAAAAGGAGAAGGAGAAGGUCUCGACAGUCAAUGGAAGUGCAAUUAAUGUCACACGUACCAAUUCAAAAUUAAAACCCGUCAAAGAACGACGCCCCACCGCACUGCCUACCGAGGCGCCCAACGUGAAUGGAGCCCAACGUGUUUCUGAUGUGGAUGCCGAUAAGGAACGGGCAACGGGGGAGCUGGAACAGGUUGCUGAUGUUGUGGACGGAGAGUCAAAGCUCAAAGGGAAUGUGAAUGGCAUAAUUGAUGAGAACGGUGACAAUGAGGCUGUCAAAACUCCAUCGACAGGAACGCCUUCGAUAUUCACACCAAUACCAACACCGCCAGCAAAGGCAAAUGUUAAAUUUUUCAUUGGUCAUACACAGGAACUAAAUGCCGAGCAGCCCUCUGAUGACAUUCUGUCCUGGCAUAGCAAUGAUGCCAACAACAACAGCAACAGCAACAAGCUGACAAAUGGAACAUUACCAACUGCCCAACAAGGACAUGCACAUGGACAGCGGCUGGCCGAGUCAAUGACGGCGACAACGGCGACGUCGCCAAAGGUGCCCGCAAAGAGCUGCAGCAAUGUGUCACUCAAUUAUCUUAGAAGGUCCAAAAGCACGAUAGCCAGCACAGAGCCAGUGACCACCAGCCAGCGGAGGCGUGUGUCGACCAUGCCCGACAUUAACAUACCAACACCGCCACCCAUGCCCCUAGAGCUCCUAAAGCCGGUAACACCGCUGCAUUUGCGCAAGAAGCGAAGUGCGGAGCGUCAAGCUGCUCAGGACUCGCUUCCAGUAGCCACCCUCGAUGCUUCAGUCAGUCAAGAUGAAACGUCCAAGCUAGAGGACAGCGAGAGGGCCAGCAGAAGCAGCAGCGGGUCUGCAACGAAAAUACAUCGCGUGGAGGGAGGUCUCAUCUAUGUGCGACCGAAUUUGCCCGUGCAGCAGAAUAUUGAAAUCGAAUUUAAUGCAAAGGACGAAGCUACACGCAAUCUCAUACUCAAUGCCAUCGAACGAAACGAUUUCCUCAAUAAUCUAAUGGACAAGGAGCGCAAGGACAUGGUCAUCAAUGCAAUGGCACCAGCCAGCUACAAGAAGAACAGCUACAUCAUCAACGAGCACGACGAGGGCUCCGAGAUCUUUGUUUCCGCCGAGGGCUACUACGAUGUCAUACAAGCGGGUCAGCAUGUGGGCAACUUUGGGCCUGCCACCGUCUUUGGUGAACUAGCAAUACUCUACAAUGCGCCACGCAAAGCCACUAUAAAGGCUGCCACCGAUGCGCGAGUUUGGAAGAUUACGCGAGAAACGUUUCGUGCCAUUAUGCAAAUCUCGGGCUCUAGGGAGCGCGAGGAGAACCUGCAGUUCCUACGCUCAGCUCCAUUUCUGCAGGAGCUGGAGGAGAGUCUUCUCACCAGAGUUGUCGAUCUGUUACAGCGGAAAUUUUACGAGACAGGCAGCUGCAUUGUACGCGAGGGCGAGGUGGGCAAUGAGUUCUUCAUCAUACGCGGCGGCACGGUGACCAUCAAGAAGAAGAACCAAGCUGGGCAGGAACAAAUUGUUGCCAAGCGUAAGCGUGGCGACUAUUUUGGGGAGCAGGCACUCAUGAACGCGGACGUACGACAGGCGAGCGUCUAUGCGGAUGCGCCAGGCACUGAGGUGCUCAAACUGGAGCGAGAAGCCUUCAUCAGCUACUUGGGCACCAUAAGGCAGCUAAGCGAGAAGCCCCAUGUGCAGACCAACAACGAGAAUGGACGUUCGAGCAGCAAAGGCGCCGAAUUCGAUAAUGAGCAUGCCCACAUCGCAAUCUCGGAUCUGAAGAAAGUAGCUACUCUGGGUGCCGGCGCUUUUGGGCGUGUGGAUCUGGUCACACACAACAGUAAGGCAUUCGCGCUGAAGAUCAUUAAGAAGAUCGAGGUGAUCAAGCAGGAUCAAAUCGAGCACGUCUACAAUGAGAAGAAUGUUAUGAUCAAGUGCCGCGAUUCACCCUUUAUAGUGCAACUCUAUCGCACCUAUCGCAAUGAGAAGUAUGUGUACUUUCUGAUGGAGGCCUGCAUGGGCGGCGAUGUCUGGACGGUCAUGUCAAAGCGUCAGUAUUUCGAUGAUAAGACUGCCAAAUUUAUAGCGGGCUGUGUCGUAGAAGCCUUUGACUUUCUGCACGCGCACAACUUUAUCUACAGGGACCUCAAGCCGGAGAACCUAAUGCUCAGCAGCGAUGGCUACUGCAAGCUGGUCGACUUUGGCUUCGCCAAGUACGUGCGUCCCAACGAGAAGACCAACACGUUUGCCGGCACGCCUGAGUAUGUGGCGCCCGAGAUAAUAUUGGAUCGCGGUCAUGAUCGCGCCGUGGACUACUGGGCACUGGGCAUACUUGUGUACGAGCUGCUGGUUGGCAAAACACCCUUUCGCGGGGUCAAUCAAAUCAAGAUCUACCAAAACAUCCUGAGUGGCAUCGAUGUCAUACACAUGCCCUCACGCAUACCCAAGUCUGCGCAGCAUCUAAUACGGCAUCUGUGCAAGCAGCUGCCUGCCGAGCGGCUGGGCUAUCAGCGCAAGGGCAUUGCGGACAUCAAGCGGCAUAGCUGGUUUGACAGCCUGGACUGGACCCGACUUAGACAGAAGCAGCUUCCCUCGCCUAUAAAGCGCAACCUGAGGAGUUUGACAGACCUGCAAUACUUUAUCCACGCCCAGGAGCCAGACUACGAGCCGCCCGAAGAGCUAAGUGGCUGGGAUAAGGACUUCUAAAAAAGUAUAUAUACCCAAAGACAUUGUUCAUAAGUAAAUAGAUUUUAAUCAGUUAGACCGUAGGUACGAGGCGAAUACGUGUCAUAAGCUGUAAAUAAAUUUGAUA
This is a messenger RNA of Drosophila novamexicana, 3850 nucleotides long. Its product is annotated as cGMP-dependent protein kinase 1. The transcript has 10 exons. The coding region runs from base 628 to 3744 and encodes 1038 amino acids. NCBI's taxonomy places the organism in Eukaryota, Metazoa, Arthropoda, Insecta, Diptera, Drosophilidae. The record is from RefSeq and is a predicted model, not a curated record. Gene Ontology annotation, biological process: protein phosphorylation. Gene Ontology annotation, molecular function: cGMP-dependent protein kinase activity; ATP binding.